This is a messenger RNA of Mitosporidium daphniae, 1209 nucleotides long. RefSeq names its product Cdc7 cell cycle protein kinase. The coding region runs from base 1 to 1209 and encodes 402 amino acids. The record is from RefSeq and is a predicted model, not a curated record. NCBI's taxonomy places the organism in Eukaryota, Fungi, Microsporidia. The transcript has 4 exons. Gene Ontology annotation, molecular function: MAP kinase activity; ATP binding. Gene Ontology annotation, biological process: intracellular signal transduction; protein phosphorylation. Gene Ontology annotation, cellular component: nucleus; cytoplasm.
AUGUCUUCAAAAGUUUUACCUACUCCAUUUAAAUUUAAUGCUUCGGCGACAGAACCAAUGGUACCCUUGUUGAAGGAAUUGCCCAACUCAGCAAGCGAUUGUGCAGAUAUCCCGUCUUAUCCAACACUUGAUUUUCCCGUCACCGUUUAUAAGGCCUUAGAUCUGAACCAUUACAAAUACAAUAACGAAACUUGGCACAAAGAAAUCACUGAUAGCGAAACCAAGAACAACCAGAUUCAAGAGCUGCUUGCGCUUGAAAUGUAUGCUUGUUUUCCAGAACGGUUUUCCCAUUUAACUGAAGUCUCCCCCAAUUCAACGGCCAUUUGGAGAGCUCUAUUUCGCAAGGCUCUUUCUUUUUAUCGCGAAAAAAACUGUGAUCCCGUCUUUGUUGCCUUAAAGCGUAUAAAUCCCACAAGCUCUCCAGACAGGAUUCUCGAUGAGGUCUCUUUCAUAUCCGACGUCAGCUUUCACGAGAACAUUGUAAACAUUAUUUCUGUUCAGCGUUAUGAAGACCAGAUAGUUGUGGUUACCCCUUACUUCCAGCAUUCCGAUUUCAGAGUUACAUUUUAUUUUAAUGUCCUAGGAUUACUACCAGACAAUGGAUCUCACCCAGCUUCAAUGCUACAUGAAAAGCCUGUUAGAUAUUCUCCUCUUACGGAGCCGGCAAAUUCUGCAGAUUUACCUUCUGUUCCUUCUGAAAACCGCCAUCCUUUGUUUUCGAGGUCCGGGUAUUUGGUCAACGACAAACGCCCAGCAUUUAAAGCCCCGAGAGCGGGGACACGUGGAUUUCGCGCCCCUGAAGUUCUAUUUAAAUGUGCUCACCAGACUCCCCUGAUAGACAUGUGGUCGAUUGGUGUUAUUUUUUUAACCAUCCUUAUUGGCCAUUAUCCCUUGUUCAAUUCAUCUGACGAUUUUGAUGCUGCUGUUGAAAUUGCAUGUAUUUUUGGGAAUGAGGCCAUGAAAGACGCUGCAUUGUUUUAUUCCCGGGAGUGGAAGUGUAACACUCCCUCGGUUCCAGAAAAAAGAGUGCCUUUUUCAAAGCUCGUUGAGCAUUUCAAUCCAAAUCUUUUUAAAAUCCUUCCAGAUGAGGCCUUUGAUCUUUUAAAUCGUCUCCUUGCUUUAAAAACGUCGGAUAGAAUAUCUGCCGCCGAUUCUCUCCGUCAUCCGUUUAUUGUAGGUGAUUUUGGCUCAUGUACAAAAAAUUUAUAA